UGUGCAAACUGGAGUUGGUCAAGCAUUGCAGGUAGUCUGGAUGUUUUGAGGUCCUAGCCUCAUCAUGAAGGGAGUGAGUGUAUAGGGUUGUAGUCAUUGAGGGUUGAUGUGUAAGGCCCUCUUCACAUAAGCUGGGUCAAGACAGAGAACUUCAUUGUCCAGACUGAGUUUGUUUCACAUGCUUCGUUUUUGCUCUUUACUGAAAUGAAGAUUGAAUGCUGCAUGAACCAAAAAGGCAUAAUUUUCCCUACCAACACCUUUAGAUUUUUCUUAUUCCUACAUCACCUGUAUUUUCUAAACAGGCUAAAUCAGUGUCACCUCUCUAAAGCAAGCUGUGAAAUGAUGGCAUCAGUGCUGCAGAGGACACCUUCCCAUGUUAGAGAGCUGGACAUGAGUGACAAUGACCUGCAGGAUGAAGGAGUGGAGCUGCUCUGUGUGGGGCUAAGAGAAUCGCAAUGCAAGUUGGAGACACUGAGACUGUCUGGUUGUCAGAUCACCCAGAAGGGCUGUUCUUUCUUGUCCUCUGCCCUCAAAUCAAACCCCUCCUACCUGAAACAGCUGGAUCUGAGCUACAAUCACCCAGGAGACUCAGGUGUCAGAGAGCUCACAGAGAGAUUGAAUGAUCCCAACUGUAAACUAGAGACUUUCAGGUACGACUAUGGAGGAGAGUUCAGGAUUAAACCAGGACCAAGAAAAUAUGCCUGUGAGCUCACACUGGACCCAAACACAGCACACUUACGUCUCUCUCUCUCUGAGGGGAACAGAAAGGUGACACGUGUGAGUGAGCAGCAGUCGUAUCCUGACCACCCAGAGAGAUUUGACUCCUACCCUCAGGUGCUGUGUAGAGAGGGUCUGACUGGACGCUGCUACUGGGAGGCUGAGUGGAGUGGUGGUGAGGCUUAUAUAGCAGUGGCCUAUAAGAGCACCCCGAGGACGGGGAGUGGGCUGAGCAGCGUGUUUGGACGUAAUGCCAAGUCCUGGAGACUGUACUGCUCUGGUAACAGUUACUCUGCCUAUCACAAUAAUAAGAAGACUGUCAUACCUGCCCCCUCCUCCCGCUCCAGCAGAGUAGGAGUGCACCUGGACUGGCCAGCAGGCACUCUGUCCUUCUACAGCGUCUCCUCUAACACACUCACCCACCUGUACACGUUCCACUCCUCAUUCACUGAGCCCCUCUAUCCUGGGUUUUAUGUUUACUCCUCAAUGUCCCUGUGCCAGAUCACAUGACCUCCUAAUCCUGCAGCAGAGGAGCGCCACACACACCUGUUUACACACUCCUAUAUAUGUGUGUGUGUGUGUGUGUGUGUGUGUGUGUGUGUGUGUGUGUGUGUGUGUGUGUGUGUGUGUGUUUGUGCGUGUGUUUGUGUGUGUGUGUGUGUCCUCACACUCUCUCUCACACACACACACACACACACAUACACACGUACUGUAUGUGUUUUUUUGUGUGUGUAUCCUCCUUUGUUUUUCUUCUGUGUUUUAGGAUCUUCUCUCUGACUGUGUUUUCUCUUCAGUUUCUCUUUCUCUCUGUGUGUGUGUGUGUGUGUGUGUGUGUGUGUGUGUGUGUGUGUGUGUUGUCCUUGUUCUCCUCCUGUGUGUAUUUGUGUGUGUUCCUCCUUUUGCCUUCUCUGCACCUGUCACCUCCUCAGUGUCCCUGUGCCAGAUCACAUGACCUAAUCCUGCAGCAGAGGAGUGCCACACACACCUGUUCACACACUCCUGUGUGUGUGUGUGUGUUUGUUUGUUUGUUUGUUUGUGUGUGUGUCCUCUCUUGUUCCUCUUCUGUGUUGCGUCUUCCUUCUAACUGUGUUUUUACUCCCUCCAUUUCUCUUUCUCUCUCUGUCUCUCACUGUGUAUGUGUGUGUGUGUGUCCUCUCUGUACCUGUCACUGUUCUCACUGUUCUCACACACUCACUCACACACUUACACAUUGACACACACACACACACACACACACACACACACACACACACACACACACACACACACACACACACACACACGAAUGCACACACACACACACACACACACAUAAUCACUCACACUCACUCACUCAUACUCACGCAUGCUCACACUCACACAUUCACACACACUCACUUACACACACACACACACACACACACACACGCACACAGACACUCACAGACACUCACACUCACUCACACACACACACACACACACACACACACACACACACACACUCACACAGGCACUCACACACAGACAUUCACACACACACAGACACACAUACACUCACAUUCACAAACACACACACUCACACACACACUCUCACACACAGACACACACACUCAUAUACACUCACACUCACACACUUACACACUCACUUUCUCUCACACUCCCUUUCACUCUCACACACACACAUUCUCUUUCUCAUUCUCUCUCUCUCUCUCUCUCUCUCUCUCUCUCUCUCUCUGUGUUUCUGCUUCCUCCAUUCCUUCCUCUGUGGAGCAUCAUCCCUCCUUCUGUUUUCCUGGUUAUUUCUCCUGUUUCAUCCCUCCAUGUUCUUGCUCACACACACAUUUCUCUCCCCCUCUCUCUGUCGCUCCAUUUCAAUCCUGUAUUCUAUAUGGUGAGCACGUCGUAUACAACUAGAGCAAGCAAACCAGAUACCAAAUGAAUGUUGUGUGUUGACGGUCAUAGAAUGACAUUUGAACUUGAACUUGGAGUGUUCUAUGGAGGGGAGUCCUUUUAUUUUUUAAUAAUAAAUUGUAUUUUGAUUAUAAAUGAAAUAUGUUAUUGGUUAAUCUUGAUAUGUGUAUAUCCACAAAGGUAACCAUGAUUUAAUUAAAGUACAUACAAAUAAAUAAAUAAUAAUUAAAAAAA
Messenger RNA from Sardina pilchardus (European sardine), 2841 nucleotides. Its product is annotated as E3 ubiquitin-protein ligase TRIM7-like. The coding region runs from base 205 to 1227 and encodes 340 amino acids. Gene Ontology annotation, molecular function: protein binding. The record is from RefSeq and is a predicted model, not a curated record. Gene Ontology annotation, biological process: intracellular signal transduction. NCBI's taxonomy places the organism in Eukaryota, Metazoa, Chordata, Actinopteri, Clupeiformes, Clupeidae. The transcript is spliced from 4 exons.